AAAAUCGGUAUUGAAGAAAAGCAGAGCAUCGAUGACGGCAUCGGUUUGCCAGACUGGAAGCUGACGUUAUGCCUGUUACUCGCGUGGGGCUGCAUAUUCGCCGUGCUGGCACGUGGAAUGAAGAGCUCAGGGAAAGCGUCCUAUUUCCUCGCGAUCUUUCCUUACAUCAUAAUGAUAAGUUUGUUGGUCAGAGCGGUAACCCUGGACGGUGCCGUAAACGGGAUCAUUUUCUUCAUCAAACCCGACUGGGACAAGUUGUUCGAUGCCCACGUGUGGUACGCGGCUGUUACGCAGUGUUUCUUUUCACUGUCGGUCUGCUUCGGUGGUGUCGUCAUGUAUUCCUCGUACAAUAACUUCAGACACAAUAUAUACAGAGACGUCAUAGUUGUGACCACGUUGGACACGUUCACCAGUUUAAUGGCCGGUUUCACCAUUUUUGGUAUCCUUGGAAAUUUAGCUCACGAACUGGGCACCGAGGACAUCAGUAACGUUGUCCGCGGUGGAACCGGUCUUGCUUUCGUCUCUUAUCCAGAUGCUAUUGCGAAGUUUACUGUACUACCGCAGGUAAGGAAUCUAGUACGCGUUUAAUUGCCUUGUAGCCACUUCUACACAAUUUU
Apis florea (little honeybee) is the source of this 617-nucleotide messenger RNA. Its product is annotated as sodium-dependent nutrient amino acid transporter 1. Gene Ontology annotation, molecular function: L-amino acid transmembrane transporter activity; amino acid:sodium symporter activity. Gene Ontology annotation, biological process: sodium ion transmembrane transport; nitrogen compound transport; amino acid import across plasma membrane. Gene Ontology annotation, cellular component: plasma membrane. NCBI's taxonomy places the organism in Eukaryota, Metazoa, Arthropoda, Insecta, Hymenoptera, Apidae. The record is from RefSeq and is a predicted model, not a curated record.